Messenger RNA from Vicugna pacos (alpaca), 9540 nucleotides. The record is from RefSeq and is a predicted model, not a curated record. NCBI's taxonomy places the organism in Eukaryota, Metazoa, Chordata, Mammalia, Artiodactyla, Camelidae.
UGUCUCCCCAGACCUGCCGAAACUCAGCCUGCUGGGACGAGCCUCCCCUCCCCCGCCGGCUUCUGCCGCGGGAGUGUGCAGACAGCCCGGUUUGCCAUGGGACGUGGUACUCCUGGCUUUCCCCCGGUGGUCACGCGUUCCCAGCCAGGACCUGCCAGCUCGGUGGUUGCUUCUCCAUCUCCGAUGUUCUUAUUCCCCAUGGAGCCACAACCGUAACCAUGGCAACUCGCGUGGAGGUUGGCUCCCUCAGUCCUCUGACAGGAGUGCCCGGCCUGGGUGAGCUCUCCAAGGAGGAGACCCUGACUCGGACCUACUUCCGCCAGGCUGGCGACCCCGCCGGGGCCCCCUCGGCGCUGCUGUUGGAAGGAAAAAGCCCCCUCAGGAGCCCCGUCCGCUUACUCCCCCUGCCGAGACUUGCCCCCAAACCCUUCUCCAGGGAGAAGGCAGUGGACGUGGUGAUACCCCCGUGGCCCAGCCCGACCAGACCCUCUCUGACCAGGGGGCUCUCCCAGGACACAGAGGGGCCGGAUCUGGACGAGAUGCCUGGCUUGGUGGGGCAGGAGGGGGGCAGCGGGGGCAGCCUGCGAGGCUCCUCUCUGUUUGACAAGGCCGCGGUUGCGCGGCCCAGCCCCAGCCCCAGCACCAUGAUUCUCUUUGAAACCACCAAAGCCGGCCCCACCCUGGGGAAAGGGGUCAGCCAGGGGGCUCAGGAGGCCGACGCAGGUGUGUCCCAGGGGCCCCCUUCGGGCUCCCGGCCUGAGGUGGCCACCAAGCCUGCCCUGCCGGCCCGAAAGCCUGCAGGGUCCCUUCCCCGACCAGCCUCCCUGUCUCAGGACAGGAGGCCAGCGGCCACCCAAGAGGAGACGCCCAAGGAGCCUCUGUCAAAGGCCAGCAGUGUGGAGGAUGCGGGCAGCCCCUCUGUGGAGCCCAGGCCACGCCUGAAGAGAAGGCCAGUGUCAGCCAUUUUCAUCGAGUCUAUUCAGCCUCAGAGGCCAGGCCCGGGCGGGGCAGCCGCGAUGGGGAAGGUGCCCCCCACCCCGCCUGAGAAGACAUGGAUGAGGAGGAGGCCCAGGCCUCUGUCUGUGGACCUCACGGCCCGGUUUGAGAGUAGAGAGGCCUUGCAAAGGAGGGUGGCGGACGAGGCCACGACAGGGACCCCUGCCCAGCGAUGGGGGCCGGAGAGGCCCGACCCGGAGCCCAAAGUGGACUUCGAGUGUUUGGUCAAAGCAGAGUCUCCUCUUCACGACCAAGAUUCCGACUUCCUGCAGGUGGCCAGGAAGAUCCAGGAACGGAAGGAGAAGAUGCUCCUUAAGCAGGUGAACACAGGCAGCCUCCGAACUGCUGGGGGAUCAGCCAAGGUCAGCCCCACAGAUGACUGGAAUCUCGGGGAAGAGAAAGCAAAGCUGGACGGGGAGCCGGAGGAGGCCCCCAGGGUCCCCGAGUCCCCUCCACCCAAGCCUGGAAAAGGCCAAGACAUUGCUGAGAUCAAGAGCAGAGGGGCUGAUGGGGACACCUGGGCAGGGGGAGAGAGGCCCCCCAGGGGUGGCGUGAAGAAACGCGUCAGCCUGUUUGGGGAGGAGAGUGCCUCAGCCUUGGCAGCAGGGUCCGAACCCCCACCAGCCACCCCUGAGUCCCCACUGGCCGCACCACAGCCAGAGAAGGCAGGUGUGAGUGUCCAGGAACGGAUCAAAGGCUGGGCUGUUGAGAGCUCAGAAGCGAAGCUGGAGAUCAGGAGGAGGGCGGUCCAGGCGCGACCACUGUCAGCGGAUUUGACCAAACUGUUUUCAAGUGCAGCUUCGAGCAACGAAGUCAAAUAUGAGAAGAGCUCAGAGCUGAGCGGUGAGCUUCCGAAGGAACCAAGAGACAAGCAAAAGGAAGGGCAUGAUGUGGACGCAGCAUCUGUCCCAAGAAGCCCCUGGAAGCCUGAGACGCCCUGGGAGAAGCCCAGGCAGACGGAGCGGAAAGACAGUUCUAACCAAGUGCCCGACGGCUGUCGGGGUGAAAGCGUGGUGGGGACUCUGAGCCCUUCCGACAGCACUCCAGAAGACGAUCGAAGCUUCCAGACCGUGUGGGCCACGGUGUAUGAGCAUCGUGUGGAGAAACACACCGUGGCUGACCAGUCAGGAUGCUGCCCCUUGGCCACGACCCCCAGGGACGUGGCCGAUCUCUUGGAGCCCAGAUCCAGUCUCCAAGGGAGAAGCUCUUUGCCCCAGACGACAUACCUGAAGAGGGAGUGGUUUGAAAAUCCCGACCUGGAGACAUCGGGGCGAACCACCUUCUCCAACGGUGAGCCCAAACAGCAUCGCACAUCCUCCCUCCCGGAAAAAUGCCCUUUGGGCGAAAAGGGCAGUAAUAGCCCCUUCCUCCAGCGCUCGGAAAGCCCUCCCGCGUCGCAGAGGGUCGAGCCCAAGUACGACAUCGUGCAUGCGGUGGGGGAGCGCGCGCACAGUGAGGCCGUCCCCAGGGCACCGGAGGAGAAGGCGGUGACACUCCGGAGCAGCAGGUCUCGGCUCUCACUGUCCCGCGAGGUCACCCCCGCUGACCCCGAGUGCAGGCUGGAAGGCCAGGUGGGCUCCGUCCAAAGGGCGAGUUUGAUUUGGGAAGCUCGAGGGACGCGUGAGGUCAGUGGGCCAAAGCCUGAAUCCCCCCGAGAGCCAAAGGACACAUUUGGAGGCAAUUGCCUGUCACCCAGGUGGACAGGUGGGGCGACUUUGAGCUGGCAGAAAGCCACCGUGGUGGUCAGUGAAGAGAGAGGCUUGGAACCGAGCCCUGAGGCCACCUCUGUGAGGACCGUCCAGGCUGCCAUCCGGGAGGCCCAGCACCAGGGGACCGAAGGGGCCUGCAUCAAGCCGGGAGAGAGGGGUGCCCCCUGCGGGUGCCCUCUGGGGCCUCCCUCCAGGGCUAAGGGCGAGCCCUCUGACUCCAGAGCCCGGCCACACCCGGACGCACUGGUGCAGAAGGGGCCCCUCGCUGUGGCCGCCGGCCAGGGUGAACCGAGGCCGGAAGCCAGGACGCGGAAGGUGAGUCCCGGGGACCAGAGAUUGGAGAGGUGGAGGCGGCGGACUUUACCCCACGACGUGAAGUUUGACGAAUUCAGCUUCCUGACCCCAGAGCACUCUUCAAAGGCAGAGCAGAGACGGACAGAUUACUUGAGCCCCACCGCAGGUGCCUUAAGAACCCCCCCACCCUCCCACACUAGGGCGGAGGGCCAGCAGGUGAAGCCCGGUGUUUCACAGGACUGGGCUUUUCCAGCGGCAAAGCAAGGGUCCUCUGGGGAGCCCAAGGCGACGUUUUUUGCAGUGACUUAUCAGAUUCCUGACACCCAAAAAGCAAAGAGCAUUGUUAAGCCUGGGCCUGAAAACACGGCGGAACAUUCCAGAAAAAUAGCCACACCUCCAUCGCCUCAUCCUUUAACAUCUACUUUGGUUUCUCUUAACCACGGAGAGCCACCGGAGGCCGUGGGCAGUAAAAACCGGGCCCAGGGCAGAGAGCACGACAACGCAAGCUUCCCAAAGAGUCCAAAGAGGCCGGCAGACCUCCCAGUACCUCUUGGGGACAGGAUUCUGGAUCCUUCCAGUGAAAGGAUCACCGAUACCAGUGCUUUAUGGGUUCAUCGGGGACUGGGCGAUGGCACUGGUUUCCACAGCGAUUGGAAGGAGAGUGGGAACAGGACACCCCCCAGCAGUGCCCCCAAGACGCCCCCAGCUUUUAAAAGUCGCCCCAGAGCCAGUGAUGUCCUCAUCAGAAGGAAGACGGAGGUGGUCAGCGAGACGUUUCCGGGUAAAAUCAAAGAUGGCUACAGGUCCAGCGUCCUCGACAUUGACGCCCUGAUGGCCGAGUAUCAGAGGCAGCCGGCCAGAGGCCCCGGGGAGGCUCAGGAGCGGGUGGGGGGUCCACCCGCAGAGGCCAUGGGCUCGAACCCCGAGAGGCCUGGCCAGCAAGGCGCUGUGGAUUGGAGACGGAGGAGCCUGAAGGGGGGCCCCGAAGCGGAGGGGCCCCGGAAACAAGCCAGUUUUGCCGAAAUAAGCUCCAGUUCCACCCCUGGCUCGGGGAAGCAGCCGGCGGAGACCCCAGGGACACCCACAGACACCAAGUUCAGCCCUCCCCUGUGGGCCCUGCCGCACCCGGCUCCCCCUGAGAGGUCUCCGGGGGCCUCUUCUGGCCCCGCAGUUCCCAGGAAAAAAGGCCUGAGAGUAGCUGAAGAUGAACAGAAGGCCUUUGCUAGUAAACAUCAUGGCGCAAAGGGCCAGAAUCACCCGGCCGAGUCCAAGCCCACCGCCAGCUGGGGGGAUCCAGGCAGUGGGGCCUGUGUGCCGCCCAAGUCCUCCCCCGCUGGCCAGAAGACAGGGUCCCCGAGCACGUCCCUCGGGAGGGGAGAGGAGGGCGGUGUGGCCCAGUGGGGCAACCACCCACGGGACUGGGGAAGGUCACCGCUGGAUGUCAAGAGGGCCUGUUCCGAGAAAGGCCCCCCGGCCAGAAUCCAAGAGGGCCUGUCCGUCAUGCAGGAAGCCAGAGAGAGGAGGCGAGAGCAGCUCAAAGGGAGGCCCAGCCUCCCCAGGGAGAGUCCGGAGGCCAAAGAGACCAAGAUGCAGCCCUUCCGGCAGGAGUCGGGGAACCGAGACAGUCAAAAGGUGCCGCUGCGGGACCUGGGGAGGGAGCAGGCCCUCCAGGACCAUGAGCUGCAGCUCCAGCAGGUGACCCCCGCGGCCGCCAGCCCCCGGAGAAGCCACAGCUUCUGCAAGGACAGGAGGAGCGGGCCCUUCAUGGACCAGCUGAAACAGUGUUUCUCCAGGCGGACCCCUGAGGCCAAGGACACUGACACACUCGUGCAGGAAGCCGACAGCCAGUAUGGGACGUGGACGGACCAGCACCAAAGCGGGGAGAGCUUGGCCCCUGAGUCCCCGUCCCCCGACAGCAGUGCCACAUCGGCUCGGAAGCAGCCGCCCAGCAGCCGUUUGUCCUCCCUGUCCUCCCAAACGGAGGUCACUUCAGCUGGGGACCAGCACGACUGCUCCAGGGACCAGCGGAGCACCAGCGUGGACCGAUCGAGCACCGACCUGGAGUCCACAGACGGGACGGAGGGGCUGCCCCCGCUGGACACCUGCCCUGUGAAGACAGUGGAUGACUUCUCCUUCAUCGAUCAAACCUCAGUCCUCGACUCAAGUGCCCUCAAGACCCGGGUGCAGCUCAGCAAGAGAAGCCGCCGCCGGGCUCCCAUCUCCCACUCCCUCCGGCGCAGCCGGGUCAGCAAGUCGGAGAGCAGGUCUCCUCUGGAGGAGGAGGCUGACAGCACGUGGAUGUUCAAGGACUCCACAGAGGAGAAAUCCCCCAGGAAAGAAGAGUCAGAUGAGGAGGAGAAGCCACCCAGGGCUGAGAGGACACCCGUCAGCCGACCCCAGAGGAUGCCUGUGUUUCCAGGAGUGGACCCGGCAGCACUGAAGGCCCAGUUGCACAAGAGGCCAGAGGCGGACAGUCCCAGCGAGACCCCUGGCUGGGCCCCCCAGCCCAAGACCCCGAAAUCGCCCUUCCAGCCCGGAGGGUUGGGCAGUCGUGUGCUCCCCUCCAGUGUGGACAAGGACGAGAGAUCAGAAGAGCCCUCUCCCCAGUGGCUAAAGGAGCUGAAAUCCAAGAAGAGGCAAAGCCUGUAUGAGAAUCAGGCUUGAGCAGACAGGGGACGCUGCCACGUCUGAUGAACAAGCCUUAACUGCAAGAACCCGAAGACAAGGUCACGCUGCUGCGGUCCCCGCCUGUGCACGCCUGGUGGAGAACGCGGCCCAGGGCCCCCGCCCCUCGGCAGGCUCUCCCGGAUGGAUCGGGGCAGGCAGGCUCUCCCUCCACGAGCACUUGCACUGUCUCCCCGGACAGCGCUUCCGGCUGGGAAAGAAGCCAGGCGACCCACAAAUGUCCAUGCUGCCGGUUUUGUGGGUUUUUUUUUAACGUAAAAAUGUGCAUUUCUGCCCGUUUUAGACCCCUGCAGCAGCUCCAGGAACACAGAUGUAAGUCUGGACCGUCUCCCUGGGUUCUGAGUCGUGAAAGCGCCUCUUCCCCCCACCCCAGGGCCGCUCUUUUUGGAAAGGACGUUCCCAAGGAAGAUGCAACUGUUCACUUCCUGCUGUGACCGUGGCCCAAGGCAGUACCACCAGGCUGGGGGGUUUGAUUGCUUUUUUGGCAAGAUCCUUCUCCCUCUCGAAGAUUCUUUCAAAACACCCACCCUCGGUCUUUCAAGUGUAUUCCUCCUUCCAGUGGGGCAGUGUGUGUAGCUGGCCUGUUCCAUCGUACGUCAUAUUUCGUUUGCUUUAGAAGGUGAUAAAGCAAUAAUCCAGCCAACUUUCUUUGAAAUUGGAGAUGUAUAUAUGUUUUUCCGUUAAAGAGCAGGAGCAGAGGUGUGUGAAUAGUUUGCUUGAAGUAUCCAACCAUCUCAGGUUCUCUUAUCCCUACCUAAGCUUUUAAAAAAUUCUCAUUGUCACUCUUGUGUACAUUUUCCUGGUUCCUUUUCAUUUGAGCUCUGAUGUCUAUGGGGUGACCUUUGUCCCUUGGCCUCAAGGGUUCAGAAACUGCAGCCCAGAUGGCAGUGCCUUUUUCUCUCAAAGAUCAGACAUACCCCAAGACUUUCUCCAAAGUCCUUCUCUGAAUGCGACCUGAGCUGCUGGCAUGGAAGAACUACCCCCAGUUGGCCUCAGAGCAAACAUGUGAAUGAGGGGUACUUUUUGUUUCUUCUCACCUCUUCUUUCUACCCACCCUCCCCCGAGUUCUACCUGACCAGGUGCUUUUUCUAGGUCCAAAAUGCAGGAAAGGAGAGUCUUGCUAAAAGUCCUUUUCUGGAGGGGAGCCUCCUAGUCCCCUAGGCCAGGAACUCUGGACAGACAUGCUGGAUGCCAGGUGACCAGUGUAGGCUUGCCUCGCCUCUUCUUUUCUUGCCAACUCUAAGCUCAUUCCCAGGAAUCUCCAAGACCUCUGGGGUCUCCAGCCACUGUCUACUCUGUCCCUUUUUUUCGGAAAUCCUCCACACCAGCCUCCCCCACCUCUUAAGCCCAAGGCUCCAGCAAACAUCUCAGAGAUGGCCGGCCCACCCGCCAUGCCUGGAAUUGCCAUAAACUUUGUGCCAAUCUUGCCCAGGAGACACCCAUCUGUGAGAAAGAUGCUUGGACAGUUCGCAGGGCAGCCUCUGACUGCUGAGGGGUGCUGGGGCUGAGUUUCCUAAUGGAUCUGUGCCCGGCACUGGACUUCCCAAGAGGUGAAAAAUCUCUUUUGAUAAAUCUGCUCUUUGCAAAUGGUAUCAAAACCUGCAUCCCUUCUCCCUGGCCACCUCUCCUAGAGUCUCCAUCUGUCUCCCCAGUUCCUCUUCCUCCCUUAUCUCCCUCACCACCUCUUCUCUCUCUUGGGGGUGACAGGAUGGAGACCAAUCCUGUCUCUCCAGGUUAAGGCAAACGCCUGGGCCUUGGGGAGUUGUGGUUCAGCACCACGGACAGCGACUGCAGCUCCUCCUCCCCCCCCCCCCCGCCCGAAUCCUGUCGACUGAGCUUUGGCCACUGAAUGGGCAAUUUUUGGAGCCUUUCACCUGCCCAGCCUUGUGCAUCUGGAAGCCUCAUGCGUCUGUGUCUGCAGGUUUGGCCCUGCUUGAUCAUGGUUUGUCUUCUCUUCAUUCCCUGAGUUAGUGGCCAGUCCGUUCUCUCUGGCCAUUGAGGGAUUUAAUCAGUUGAUUUUUCUUUCUUAUUUUUUAAAGAUCCAGUUCACAUUUGAUUUCAGUUUUGUUGUAAUAGCUUUCUGGGUCAGUAGGUUUCCUUUAAAAGACCCAACUUCUUUUCUUGGCUGCCAUCUUUCUUUGUCUUUCUCAAGGUGCAGAGGGCCCCUUGGUACCACCUUAGGCAGUAGGAAGUGACCUGCUCUGUUUGGUUAGUACCUUGAUACUCACCGUGCAAAACGCUCAGUUUUGAAUUAGUCAUGUUUCAGCCCAGAUACACCCAACAGGAAAGAAAAACACUUGAAAACGAGAUUGACCUGCAGAUCUUCUACCUAACCUCCCACACCUGGCUUGGAACUCAAAAUCCAUUUAAUUCCUUGGUGAUGAGGACAUACAAAGUCCACCCCCCUCGGAACUGACCAGAGCAGCCUCGUCCCUCCACUGCAGACAAUCACAGUGGGUCAGGAGUGGUGGCCCGCUUAAUGCAGGCUCCUGUGACCUCUGGCUCCCGUGACCUCUGCCUCCCGUGACGAUGACCCAUGCAAUGAAGUUAGCUGCAGCUGAUGCUCAGAGCCUCUGCAGAUAGCUGGGCAAAUGGGUUAUUUAUUUCUCCUCUGUCUAAACUGGGUGAGCUCUUGGGGGGCUAAGCAAGGGGUUGCAUGCUAGUUUCUUGAGUUUGCUUGGAGCCACCUUUGGAAAUCUGUCUCCUUUCAAAGUAACUUACUAUGCCUUAAUUAUUUGUAUGCAAUUAAGUCACCUGCCCUCAUCCAGCCCUCCUACCCUGGGCCUUUGGCUUUCUUUAAAUGAGAGUUUUAUACAGAAUGCAUCAAAAGUAAGAUGGGUGAUUUUUUAAAGUAUAAUCUUUCUCUCUCUCUCUCCCUCCCUUCCUCGCCCCGCCUCCCCACACCCCUUUUGCACAUCAGCAUUUUGAUGGCUGGUCUUUUGAUAAGUCUGUAUCUUUUUCCCUCCAGUAGACCCCCUUCUUCAUAGUCCCUUGCCUAAUGUAACAGAAGCCUUUGGCCUGUAAAAUUCCAUGGCGUGGCCUCCAAAAUCAGUGUUGUGGAGACUCCCUCAGUGCCAUCAGAGAAAUUCCAGUGGAACAGAAGCCUCGCGGUGUUUAGAAUGUUGGAGGUUCUGAGUGACACUGACCUGACAGCCUCAUGUCAUCGAGGAUUCAGGGAAAGGACAAUCGGAUGGGGGAGGUUUUGCAGGGGACAAGCUGAGUCAUGUGCUUUCAAACAGAUGUGUUUUCCUUUGGAAGUGAGGCCAACUGUAGGUAUCUCCACGGAGCAAGAGUAGAAAUAAGCCUAAGCCUGAGGUCCUAAACCUUAGAGGCUGCCAGGGGAUUUAGAAAAACAUGACUUCCCAGAAGAAGACCUCAGCUGCUCCCACCUGGUGCUGACAGCUGCCUCGUCCAUUUACGCGAUUUUUCAUCGCGAUGCCCCCGGAUUGCCCCAGGAGCUAGGCAUAAUUAUAAAGCGAAACACCCACAGGUGUGCGGUCAGAGCACCUCCAGAACUCUUACAGGUGACUCGGGCCUGCAUGGAAGACGGAGUACCCCUCAAGGAGAGGGCUCUCAAGGCAACCUCUCCCUCCCCAGUUUCUGCUUCUCCUCCUCAACCCCUGAGGCCCCUCCCACACAGCCCUGUCCCUUCGUAUAAGAAGCGAGAUGACUGUUGCCUUGAUGUAAAGUGGCAUUUCAGGGCGAGGUCUGCGGGGAGGUGGGAGAAAAAGCAUUAUCCACUGGGACUUGCACCCCAUCCCCCCAAUUUAAGCCAUGGCGAGUCACUACAGUAACAAAGACUUCUUAGCCUCUGGGUCUUUCCUCCUCCAAAAAGUGCUAAAACAGGAAACCCUCC